Molecule: messenger RNA, 983 nt
Organism: Schizosaccharomyces octosporus yFS286
Lineage: Eukaryota; Fungi; Ascomycota; Schizosaccharomycetes; Schizosaccharomycetales; Schizosaccharomycetaceae
Product: ribosomal protein subunit L15
Exons: 1
Coding region: 172-795 (207 amino acids)
Biological process (GO): mitochondrial translation; RNA processing
Cellular component (GO): mitochondrial large ribosomal subunit
Molecular function (GO): structural constituent of ribosome; ribonuclease III activity
Source: RefSeq, a predicted model, not a curated record
UGCUUUUGUCUUGACCACACCCUUAAUACCCAAGGGAAAGAAACAUUUUCUUUUGAGUGCUUUCUUCAACAAUCUCUUUUAUAGUAAUUUUUCUUUUCAAAAGAAUUAGUUUUGGACGUGUAUUGUUAAAGGAAAAAGGCUACUUUGGAAUAUUUGUUAAAUCAUACAUUCAUGUUUUCUAGAGGCAUUUUGAGAUCGGGAUUUAUACCAAAAUGGAGUGUGGUUCGUCCUCAAAGUUUAAGUAGUAUUUUUUCCCGAAAUGUUAUGAACAUCUAUCCAAAGGAGAAUGGCCAUACUUGCGAAUUAAGCUCUUCGGCUCAAGACGUUGAUUCAUUCUUCAACCGUGUAUUUGGAAGUAAGAACUACAUUCCAACCCGAGAAUUGAAAGAGCAAAUAUUCACUCACAAAUCUUACAAACAAGGAAGUGUUGCUUAUAAUGAACCUCUUGUUUCACUUGGAGUCGCGGUCGUUGACGUAUCUUUGAUGAAUCACUUUUUAAAGAAUGGAAAUGUAAGCAAUGUUCCAAAAUACUCAGAUAUAACAAAAUUCCGCUCUCCACGGAGAAUCACUUUGGCUACAAAAGAUUGGGAACCUGAAUCGGCGGUUCGCUGCAUGCUUCCUCUGCUUAAUGGGAAGACUAAUGAAAAGCCACCUCUAGAUAGAGUUCUGAGCACUACAAUUUUCAGUCUAGUUGCAGCUAUUUAUUUACAAAAAGGAGGACAAGAGGCUCUAAAAUUUUGUGAUGAACAUUUGGUAAACCAGUUGAUUCAUCAGAAUGAACACGUUGAAAAAUAGGAUUCCGCAUUCUACUUACUAUCAGAAAAAAAACCCCUUUUACAAUAGCUUUACCCUUCAUUUAAUGCAACAGCUUUACUUUUUACCUACUAGUCUAGUUCAGUCUUCCCGAAGUACGUUUUAUUCCAUUGAUGCUCCGAAUUUAUAUUAAUAAUACAUUUCUUUGGUCAUUCAUCCUUAUCCAUCAA